UAUGUGCAUCAGCAGCACCCAGACACAAGCCCACAAAUAACCAAUUAAACGCCAUCUGAGUGGCGGUCAACAGUUCAGCCGGACCAACAGAACUCCUACUCCAACUCCCCUCUUCUCUUCUUUAACCUCGUCUCCUCUCUCCUCCACCCCCAUCCCCCCUCACCACUAUACCCAAUAUGGCCCCUAGCUCUAAACUGAAGCAAUCAUCUAUAGACUCCUUCCUUCGCUCCAAACAAACCACCUCUAUUCCUCCACUCACCCCCCAACCCGCCACCGCUGCCGCCUCAGAGUACGAGCGAAUCCGGCAGGAGACCAUCCGCCGGAACCAAGAAUUCCUCCAGAAGCUCGGUAUCGCGGCCCCCAAAAACCCAACUCCCCUACCCCCCAAACGAACCCCCAAACCCCAUCCUUCCCCCGCCCCCUCGCCCUCCCUGCGCCGCAGCACCAGAAAACGCCCUUUCCCGGCCCCCUCCUCCUCUGAUGACGGCGCCGACGCCGACGCCGACCCCGCAGCCCCGCCCGAUCCUUCCGAGCCCAGCUUCGUCGAUUCCUCUGUCUUCCGUUAUGCCUGCGAUGCCUCCGAUGGAGAUGAUGUGAAUAAACUUGCCGAUUGUGGAGCUGAUGGUUGCAUCUGUGUCCUUGAUACAAGGUUGCCAGAACCUUGUGCUCUUACCAUUAAAUCGGAGCACUCAACAGGCAUCAACACUGUGGAGUGGUGUACAAGAAAGUCUCUACUUCUUUCUGCUAGUAAAGAUCCAACAUUGCAUCUUUAUGAUGUUAGAAACUCUGCUGGACCAGUUCUUAAACUUGAAGGCCAUGUUGAGUCAACUACUAGAAGUUGUUACCAAAUUUAUAGACCCUGUUUUGUAGAAGGUGGGAAGACAAUAGCUACACCUGGGCAAGGAUCGAGAAAGAUAUCUUUGUAUGAUGUUGACAGUGGAACAAUGAUAAGCCAGGGGAUGAUUGGGUAUGAUGCUAAUUUGGUUGUUUUUACAGACGGUGAAGAACAUCCAAGACUUUGGUCAGCAGGAAGGCAAAUAAACCAAUUAUGCCCAUUGACAGUUUGACACAAUCUAAAUGUCUCAAACAUGAAGAUCUUUAGCCGCAUUGUGGUCUUGUUUCAGUUAGGUUGACUUAUUUAAUGUAGAUCAGAAAUCUCAAGGUCCUUAUCACAUGUUCUUACACAUUUUUGUUUAAGCAUGCUAUUGUUCUUACGAACUUGUAAUGCUUUCAAAAUUUUGUAAUGCAUAUUUAGUUCAAUACAGGACGUGGACUGUCCAUGUGCCAAAAACAAGUGCUUGAUGAUUAAAUAUAAGACUGACUAAUAAUCCAGACCUUCAGCAAGCCUUGAUUAUAUUAUUUGAUA
Messenger RNA from Elaeis guineensis (African oil palm), 1366 nucleotides. Lineage: Eukaryota; Viridiplantae; Streptophyta; Magnoliopsida; Arecales; Arecaceae. The record is from RefSeq and is a predicted model, not a curated record.